Harmonia axyridis is the source of this 1023-nucleotide messenger RNA. RefSeq names its product Werner Syndrome-like exonuclease (gene WRNexo). The transcript is spliced from 6 exons. The record is from RefSeq and is a predicted model, not a curated record. Bases 164 to 889 code for a protein of 241 amino acids. Lineage: Eukaryota; Metazoa; Arthropoda; Insecta; Coleoptera; Coccinellidae. Gene Ontology annotation, biological process: nucleobase-containing compound metabolic process. Gene Ontology annotation, molecular function: nucleic acid binding; 3'-5' exonuclease activity.
GUUGUUUCUUUUAAUAUAUGGAGAAAAAGAAUUAUACACAGAAAUAAAUUUGGCGGGAUUUCAUCUCUUAUUCGUAUUUUGAUUGGAAUAAUUUUGUAUUAAAAAUUAUUUCUUAUACUCUAAAAUUUAUAUUAGUUAAUUAAGUAAUUGUUGCUGAGAAAAAAUGGAAACACCACAUCCUAGAAUGAGAUUGCGGUCGGCAGUAUCCCAAGAAGAAAAAGAACAAAAUAAUAAAAAAAAACUAAAAAUUUCAAAGGAUGUUCUACCUUUUAUCAAGUUUGAAGGAAAGAUUGUUUAUCGAACAGAUUUGAUUGGAUGUGCAAUGGCUUGUGAUGAGUUAUUGAAAAUAGCAGAUACUAGUAAAGAUGUAUUGGUCAUAGGUUUCGAUAUGGAAUGGCCAUUCAGUUUUCAAACAGGAGCGGGUAAAACAGCUUUAAUACAAAUAUCACCAAAUUUAGAUAUAACAUAUCUCUUACAUGUAAGUGAGUUGAAAAAUUUACCAGCAGGUUUAUGCGAAUUUUUGGCUCAUCCUAAUGUUCGGUUGACUGGUAACAAUAUUAAAAAUGACGUCAGGAAACUUUCAAGGGAUUUCAAAGUGAUAAAUGUUGAGAAAAUAAUUGAGAAUUGUAUAGAUGCUGGAGUUUUUGCCAAUGAAGUUUUGCCAACAAGUAGAAGAUGGAGUCUAGCAGCAUUAGUAGAACAUUUGUUGAACAUGAGAAUAAGUAAAGAUAAAAAAGUCAGAAUGAGUAAAUGGGCUAUAAUUCCAUUGAGUAAAGACCAGGAAACAUAUGCUGCUACAGAUACUUAUGCAUCUUUGAAAGUUUACCUCGAAAUUAAGAAACUACAAAAUGAUCCUUCAUUGAUUGAAAAAUUAGCUGUAAUUGUAUAGUUAUGCACAUUUAAUUAUUCACAAACAUUUUUUCAUUGACUACUUGUAAAUCUUGACUAAUAAUUUAUAAUUUUAAUAUUUUUCAUUGAAUUAUACUAUAAUUGACUUUUUUUGAGAUUGAAUUAUUAAAAUAA